Molecule: messenger RNA, 10296 nt
Organism: Parnassius apollo (apollo)
Lineage: Eukaryota; Metazoa; Arthropoda; Insecta; Lepidoptera; Papilionidae
Source: the annotation of a GenBank genome assembly
AUGGAUUUGAUUAGAAAGCGUAUAGGGCCGCUGCCUGGGGGUCGCCGGGGCGUGUCUGGAGCUGGCGCUGGACGCGGCAGCAUGCGGGCUGCCAGCCGAGCGCGAGGAGCUGCAAGAUCAGCUAGCAGCCCCACGCAUCCAUCAUCCCCACCAGACGGCUUGAUGUCGGCAGGAUCCUCUCGGACUCGGCAAGCGGCAUCCGCCACUGGUGGAGUGCGUCGCAUCCGUUGGACAAGGGAUAUGAACGCAAACGCAUUGCGGGCGUACUAUGGGGCGAAAGGGGAAGAAACUGCAGGGAUAGCGUAUCGGGCUCGGAUGCAUUGCUUUUUUGCUGAGCACGAGCCGUCUAUUCCCGUCACGGAAAUAAACCUGGCAGACCGAGUUCGGUACAUCAUGCGCUCGAAAAUAUUUGAUGAUGCCGAGCUCGAACGACUACGACGUGAGGCCAUUCCCUCAUCGAAUGAAUUGGCUACGGCUGAGGAUGCGGCUCCUCAGGCGACAGACCAGCUGCCACGCGUAGAAGCUGCCAUGGAUCUUCCAGUUGUGGUUGAUUCAGACGAUGAUGAAAUGGUCUCCCACGAACUAGAGCAAAUGAGGAGUAUAUCCAAUGUAGAGGCGAUUUUGGAAACGCGCAGCAUGCCUCUCGAAAAUCGACCGCGACUUCCCCGCAUACCCCUAAGCAAGCGAAAUCGGGCUGUCGUGAGGUCUCUUAAUCCAAUACUGGUAACCUAUUUGGAAGCCAGCCGGGACCUUUGUGAGACGGACUCAGUUCUUUUUGGCGCCGCAGUGGCAGCUUGCCGUAUUAUUGGCGCCAAACUUCCCAUGGCUGGACGCGCUACUAAACAAAGUAGCGCCAUCCCAGCCUGGAGAAAAAGAAUUGAGGACCGUAUCGCAAAGGCAAGGGCCCUUAUCGGCAGACUGAUAAGCUUCAGGUCGGGUAAUAAUAGACCGAGGGUUGUGCGCACCGUUAGAAUGGCGUUUGCUGGGACAAAUAUCAGUUUGUCCCAGCCGGAUAUCACGCAAAAACUAACGGAGCGCAUAGACGACCUGAAGCAAAAGAUCGCUACUUGGGGGAGGUGGAUACGCCGAUUUACCGAGAGGUCAGGGCAGUUCAACCAGAAUCGUCUCUUCCAGAGUGAUCAGAAGAGGCUCUACAAAUCAUUGGAGCGACCAGAGGUAUGUGGAGCGGGCUCAGGACCGGAUGAGGCUAACACUGUCACAUUUUGGCGUGGCCUGUGGUCAGAGCCCGUAAACCACAGCGAGGGCCCUUGGACGGAAGUUGUGGCGAGUCAGUGUGCAAGUAUUACGCCCAUGGACCCCGUCAUCAUAACGCCGGAUGACGUAGCUGAGGCGAUCCGUAGAGCCCCGAACUGGAAAAGUCCGGGACUCGACGGGCUGCAUCAGUACUGGCUUAAGGGGUUCAUGGUGUGUCACGCUGUGCUCGCCCGUCAGUUUCAAGAGGCUCUCAACCAGAAGUCGCUCCCUAGCCUCUUCACUACUGGGAUCACUCAUUUGGUUCCUAAAGACCAGCAACGCGCAAGUGAUGAUGAUCAGCGGAAAAUUACAGAAUUAAAAUUAUCGGCUUUUAUGGCAGAACAUAAAAUAUCGCACAUAGUGAUGGAUCAUCUCGUUGAUUUACUUCCAAAAGCUUUUCCAGAUUCUAAAAUCGCAAGUAAUAUCAAACUUAAACACACUAAAUUACAAGCAAUAAUAAAUAACGUUAUCGGGGCUUCUGAAGGAGAAUGUUUAGUCGAAGAUUUAAAACGCGAAAAGUUCUCUAUAAUGGUAGACGAAAGUACCGAUGUUGCCAGUGUGAAAACAAUGUGUGUUGUAGUCAAAUAUUAUGAUCCUAAUUUAGGACGUAUCGUCAGUCGAUUCUGGGACCUUAUUCAAAUAUUUGAUGACAAAAAAGCUGGAACGUCUGGUGAUUACUCAGCCACGGCUGAAAAAUUAUUUAAUUCAAUAAUAAAAUCAUUUCGAGACAAAAAUAUACCCUUAGAAAAUACUAUCGGGUUUGGUUCUGAUGGAUGUAAUAUGAUGAUGGGCUGCCAUAAUUCAGUGUCCUCACGAUUUAGACAACUAUGUCCAGGUAUUACAGUGAUCAAAUGCCUUUGCCAUUCUUUACAUUUGUGCGCUUCCGACGCUUGCAAAGAAUUGCCCCACGAUGCAGAAAAACUGACUCGAAUGAUAUACAAUUACUUCAAAAAUAGUAGCAAACGUCAAGCAGAGUUAAAGGAAUUUCAAGUAUUUACAGACACUAACAUACACAAAUUGCUACGUCCAGCCCAAACGCGUUGGUUGUCUCUUUCCAGUGUUGUGAACAGAAUUAUGGAGCAAUGGGACGCUUUGCGAUUGUACUUUGACGAUAAAUGGCUGGAAGACCAAGAUUGCCAAGCCAUUCAUAUUCUUUUGAAUGAUCACAUCAUCAAGGCAUAUUUUUAUUUUUUAUGUUGGAUGUUGCCAAAGUUUACCCGCGUCAAUGUAUAUUUUCAAAGCGAAGAUCCGGUUAUUAUAGAAGCCCAUAACAAAAUGAAAGAGCUAUACAGAGAACUCUUAUCCUUAUACAUAACUCCGAAUCAUUUAAAGAACACCCCACUCGACGCAAUUGACCCUACUGAUAGUCAACAUUACAUAAAUCUGAAAAAUAUAUACCUGGGAUUGGGUGUUGCUAAUCAAGUUGCUGUCCCAGAGCUACAUGUAAGUACCGAAGAAGUUACAGUGAUGAAACAGAAAUGCCUGAAUUUUAUCGUUAAAGCAUGCGUGGGUAUUCGGAAAAGAUACAGUUUGAAUGACCCAGUUUUGAGCUCAAUCGCAAAGUUGGAUCCCGAUUCUUGCUUAUCUGAUAAUAGACUACAGUCUUUGUCUUCGCUGUUCCCAGUGCUGCCAAGGCUUAAACCCCAAACUUUAAAUGAUCAACAGACGUUAGAUGAUGAAUGGAGAAAUUUAAUGUUGACUGCGGAUGAACAACAUUUGAAUACAAAUCAACCAGCAGACGUGUUUUGGCAUCAGCGGGUAACAAUCGCUCUCGAUAUGGAGACAUGCUGUUCACGCUUCACCGCAGCAGAGGGUGGGGCCAGACUUGCUGCGGUGGUCGGUAUGAAGAACACCAUAAUAACAGAACACUGUUCGUUUGUAGCAACUAGACUGUUGUACGAAGAUGCCUACAAGAUACGCGGGUUAUUAAGCGAAGGUCGCCAAAGAUCUGUAUAUCUAACAAGAGCAUCUCGAAUAGCCUAUGUAGCCUACGAAUUGAGUAUUUUAACAGACCUUGCCAUAGGACAGAGUGUCAAGUAUGAAGAUAUUGAUGAUUGGAGGGGGCAGUUAGAGGAAAAAGAGGUCAUAGUUUGCACAUCAAAUACUCUUCAGCGAAUUUUAAGGGAGGGUCUGCUUAGUAUACCUGUUAUAAAUGUCUUGGUUAUUGAUAGCUGUCAUUUAAUAUCUAUAGAUGAAGACUUGAAAUACGUAAUGGACCUAUACAAGCAAUGCGAGGUGAGCGGUCGGCCCAGAUUAUUAGCUCUUACCUAUCCAUUAUUCACAUCUGCAAGUAAUGACAAUGAACAAUUAGAAAAUGUUAAUAAAAAUAAUGAAGAGAGAGAUGAUAAGUCUGACGUAGAAGAUGAAACAAUUAGUGAUACAGAUAUAGUUAAUGCAGAUCAGGUAGAUAACAAUGAAAUUAUAGAAAAUCAAAGUGAAAAUAAAGAAUUAGUCAAUGAAAACAACGCGGUUGCGAUUAGUGUAGAAGAUUCAAUGGUUGUUGUUAAAACAAGGGAAUAUAGUAUAGGUGAUUAUCAGAAUGUUGAUGAUUUUGAAAUGUACGAGAAAUUAGGUUGGAAAAUCGAAGAGCUGGAGAAUGAUUUGAACUGUGAAAUGGAUUUGGCGGAAGACAUAGACGGCGGCAAAAGGUUAUCGGCUACAAUAUCCAAGCCAAAAGAGGUUAUAAUAGAAUUUGGCCGGCAGCUCUCAUUAGACGAUCUCCCAGACCAGUAUAAAGAGUUGGACCAGUAUAUGAGGGAUACUAUACGGGAUGCUAUGGAUUUUAUUAAUGAACAUAGGUAUGACCCAAUGGAGAUUUAUGGCGAGGAUCUUUUAGAAGAAUUUAUGAACAUACCAGACCCUACAAGAGAACCUAAGGAGUUAUUCUAUCAAUUUCUUUACAUUUUGGACGAAUUAGGUCCCUAUGCUGCUGACAAAGCAGCGUUCUAUUUGCUGACUAAAUUGGAGAAAUUAAAAGUGAAAGUUCCGUACGAAAGGCAUUUCUUAUUAUUAUGUAUGUGUACAUCUCUCCUCGUAAAGAUCCGUGCAUUUGCAGAUGACAUAUUUUCACAGUUUACCGACUGGGAGAAAAUUCAGACAUUUUGUACACCAAAACUACUAAGAUUUGCAGAGAUACUGGAACAAUUCCGACCGACAGAAAGCAAAAAAAUCGACGGAAAUAGAGUUGAUAGUUUAGAAAACGCAACUGAUAGUAGCAAAUCUGAAAUAAACAAUGCGAAAACUACAAAUAUGUUGCAAACUAUCAAUGAUUGUGAUUUCAUUUCUCUAGGCAACAAGAUUGAAGACCGCGUUAAUACUUAUGAGGCUAAUUUGAAGGAAAUUGAAAAUGUUCCAGAAGAAUGUGGAAAUACAGUGGAUAGUUGUGGAAAUAAAAGUGAUAGUUCAUUGAGAAUUGUAGAAAUAAAUUCGAAUAGUAAUAAUGACGUGAAGAAAGACGAAAACAAACUUAAUAGUGAUACAAAUAAAGUUGAUAGUUGGCAAAAUGGCGCAAAACUUGACAGAAAUAUAAAUAUUAUGAGGGGUACAAGGCAUAGGGUUAGGGGAAGGGGAAGGAUUCCGCGAAACAAUCCCGUCAGGGUUCAGCAGGCUCAACAAAACCCUGACGCUUUAUGCGGAAUUGUUUUUGUAAAGGAACCUCUGAUGACGAAAAUUAUAUUUAUGCUAAUUGUGGAUAUGACCAGAUGCCGGCCAUCUUUGAACCACGUCUCUGCCCAAUACUGUGCUGAUGAAACAACCGGAAGCGAGUUAAAGGAAUGCCAACGUCAGAGCAGGAAGCAAGAAGAUGUGUUGAAGAAAUUUCGAAUGCAUGAAUGCAACCUUCUACUUGCCACGCCCGCGUUAGAGGAGGGGAUAGAUCUGCCUCGGUGCAACCUUGUAGUCCGUUGGGACAUUCCACCUUCAUACCGAUCACAUUCACUAUGCAGAGGAAGGGCGAGGGCGCCACGUUCGGCUUUGGCGUUAUUGGCCGAAGCACCUGAAUACAGCAAGCUUUUGCUACACCAUUUAGCUAUUUAUCGAGAGCUGGAUCAAAUUAUUAGCAGAAAAUGCGGCUGCGGAAUACAGGACGAGCCUCCGCCCGAGGAAGAAAACCACGCAGAUAAUUUUACACCAGUUGUCAAAGCGUACUCACCUGUAGAAACUAAAGUGAUCAUUUCCCUUAAGGAUACCGAAGUCAAUCUAGCCAAAAAUAUAUCUAAGAAAUAUCUACAACAACUGAUUAAGGUUAUAUGUGAAAGAAAGAUCAUCAAUACAGAAACAGAAGAUGUAAAUAAUAUAAUUAAAUACCUUAAAGAAUCUGAACCCGAACUUAUUGAAGGCAAUUGCAAAGAAAAAAUUGAAACAAACUCCAGUAUAGAAGAAUCAGAAGAGAAAAGAAAGAUAGAAGAUUCUGAUCUGAUAAAUGGAAAGAAAAAAUUUGAAGAUGGCCUUAGUGAAAAUGAGAUAAAGAGUUUUGUGGAUGAAAUUAUAACUAUCCAAAAAUCAAGAAAUAUCAAAAAUGAUAUAAUUACAGAUUUAGUAAAACAAAUAGAUUGUAUCCAUAUAGACUCAAGAAAUGAUAUUAGCGAAUUUCAGGAUAGUAAAGAUAAUGUCAAUCAUAAUAGUGAUAAAAGUGAAAGUCUCAAAGAGAUAGUUGAGAAUGUGAAUCGGUGUAUAGAGAGUUUAUCAGUGGAUAGAUUCAAAGAUAUUGUUAAUUGUAAAACAGAGACAGGUGUUAAAAGUAGUGACAGUGACUGUGUUGCCAGUGUAGAUCUCAGUACUGCUAUUGCUCUGAUAAACAGGUAUUGUGGUAAACUGCCAUCGGAUACAUUCACGCGCCUCGCUCCUCAGUGGUGGAUGGAGGAGGUCCGACUGCCAGACAGAGAUGGCAAUAUGCAGAAGGCUUACAUCUGUACCCUUCGGCUGCCUCUUAACUGUCCAGUGAAAUAUAAUAUUGUGGGACACCCUAUGCCGACCAGAGUUCUAGCCAGACGUAUGGUGGCCCUACAGGCGUGCAGGAUUUUGCACAAAUCUGGGGAACUUGACAAUCAGCUUAUGCCUAUUGGUAAAGAGAACUUCAAAGCAGCAGAGUUGGAGGGGACUAGCAACUUAAUUAAUAACUGUGCUCAUAUCAAUGGUGAUGCUACCGAACUUAACGAUUCAGCUAGACCGGGCACUACCAAGAGACGUCAAUACUACUUUAAACGGACAGCGUGGGCGUUCACCGAUUGCCAGCCGGUGAUCGACACUAGCGACUCCGAGAUCGAUCCACCUGACGGUGUACAGCGCGAUGCUGAGCCGAAGCAAGAGGUUAAGUCUGAUGCAAAACGUAACACUCUAUACGCGAUAGACUCUCGACUGUGGUGCGCGUUGCCGGAGCGCUACAACACGCGUGGCCGUCGCCUGCACGCGCCGCAGCACGCCAGCCAGGCCAUCGGCAUCCUCAUGGCGAGGCACCAACCCGACAAGCUGCAGAUCCCGGCGUUCCCCGUGUACACGCGGUCGGGCGAGGUGCGCGUGUCCGUGCAGCUAGCGCCCCACGCGGACGUGCGACUGUCUCCGACCAGAGCGCGCUUAGUGCGCAGGUUCAUGCGUUUUGUAUUCUCCGACGUGCUGAGGGUACGCAGGCGUGGCAUGAAGCUCCAGAGUGAGGGCUCUACUCACAACAACUAUUACAUAGUGCCUACUAUUAAAACAACAAAAGAAGACGGUACGACAAUGGUAGACGUGGACUGGGGGUUCCUAGAAUUAAUAUACAAGCACACAGAAGAGAAGAAGAGCUUGGAAAUGGAGAAACCACUCCUCUUCCAACAGGACGAUGAGGAAGAAGACGAGGCCUUAGAAGACAAGAUGUUGGAAAAGGACAGGGGGAGGGAUAAAGACGGCAAAGUGAAGAAGAUGGAAAAUCCCCUGCUGAAGCCAGGGGAGACGUUUGUUUUCGAUCCCGAGAAAUAUAAGGAAGCGGUUGUCACGCCGUGGUACAGGAAUCAAGAUCAACCGCAAUUUUUCUUGGUGGCAGAAAUCUGCUGGAACCUAACCCCGGACUCUGCUUUCCCGUCAGCCAUGCACAGUACGUUCCGGGAGUACUACAGCACAAAGUAUGGUGUGGUGCUCACACAACCGAAUCAACCUCUUUUGGACGUCGACCAUACCAGCGCUAGAUUAAACCUUCUGACGCCCAGGUACGUGAACCGCAAGGGCGUGGCGCUGCCGGUUUCCUCGGAGCGCACGCGGCGAGCCAAGCGCGACCGGCUGGACCAGAAGCAGAUCCUGCUGCCGGAGCUGUGCCGCGUGCAUCCAUUCGCCGCGCCGCUCUGGUUCGCCACCGUGGCCUUGCCCUGCGUCCUGUACAGAAUAAACGCUCUGCUGAUAGCGGACGAGAUACGUCGCGCUGUGGCGAUAGACGUGGGCCUCGGUAUACCCAAGAUAGACGAGAGCACGUGUCCCGGCUUCCAAUGGCCUCCCCUGGACUUUGGCUGGAGCUUGGCAGAAGUAUUGAGCGCUGACUCGGAGAAGAACGAGAAAAAGAAGGACGAAGAAGAUCCAAGCAUUAUAGAGCAGAAAGAACGGGAGCUGAGAGAAAAAGAAGAGAAUGAGAGGAUAGCAAGAGAGGAAGAGGAGCAGAAGAAGAAAGAGACGGAAAAAACCAUAAACGAUAUACUACAAGAGAAAGAAGAUGCUGCGAAUGGCUUCGAAAUAGGCACGUGGAGUAACGACAUGGCCUCUUCUAUACCGGACACGGUUGAGUUUGAUGACUACCUGGAACCGCUGCCUUCUAACCUCACCUUCUGCACUUCGGCCUCGGGCAGCGGUAACUGGAGCGACCCUAUAGAGAAGCCCAAAAUGCAGUUUGGUGGGUCAAGGACCUUCUCAAUGGCCGACAGCGACUGCUCAUAUAUGUCCAGUGACUUCGACACGGACGAUUCUGAUUUGAACUCUGAAGGAAGCGACGAGGACACCGACACUAGCGGCUUUUGCAGCAGUAAGAACUCCAAUGCGGCGAUGGGCGUGCGCAUCGAGUACAAGACGGCGCGCGAAGCGGAGGCCGUGGACCUGGAGCGCGUGCAGAGCGCGCCCGCCGCGCCGCAACCCAGCGCGGAGGAUGACGCGCGGGACCGCGCGCGGCACCGCGCCGCGCUGCGAGCCGCACAGCCGCCGCCGCAAUACAUCGAGCAGUUCCGCGAAUCCGUAACAAACCACGAGAAGGAGAUAGUAGAUAGGGGAUUCUUAUUAGAUAAGGACAAACCGAUAACCGAUCUACUACCGGAAGCAUCAAGAGACAGUAUCGAGAAGCUCAUCCCCCAAGCGAAGCCAGUGGUAAAUUUGAAAGAAGUUGAGGAAAUAUUUCCUUACGGUUCUGAGGAAUUGAGCUAUUCAGAUGGACAAAUUACAAUAGAGAGUAUAGAAAGGAACAAACGCCUUCUUCUAUCCAAAUUAAAGGAGUCUCUACCUGAAGACGAUAUCAAGAGAUUGAACUGCUUCUCUAUGAAAGACGUCGAUAUUGACUCCCCGAAUUACGUAAACGAAAAAGUUGUGAACGUAGGCUUCGACACUAAAGAUAGUUAUAAAGAGAAGAUAGAACAGUGGCACAACGAAAAAGAAUUCAAACCUUAUUACCAGGAGGGGAGGGUGCAAAAUGGCAAAGAGUUCGACUUCGAUUAUCAGCCAGAUUUGGAAGGGCACCCGGGACCGAGUCCUAGUGUUAUUUUGCAGGCUCUAACUAUGUCAAACGCGAACGACGGCAUCAAUCUGGAGCGGCUGGAGACCAUAGGCGAUAGCUUCCUGAAGUUCGCCAUAACGGCGUACCUCUACUGUGCGCAUCCCACCGUCCAUGAAGGAAAGCUCAGCCAUAUGCGGAGUAAGCAGGUGUCGAACCUGAACCUGUACCGGCUGGGGCGCAGCAAGCGGCUGGGCGCGCGCAUGACGGCGUCCAAGUUCGAGCCGCACGACAACUGGCUGCCGCCCUGCCACCGCGCGCCGCAAACGCUGCACCGCAAGCCCGUGCGUACGCCACUGCCACACACACCUGCCACACUCACCACUACUAUACAAAACAAGUUCGAGCCGCACGACAACUGGCUGCCGCCCUGCCACCGCGCGCCGCACACGCUGCACCGCAAGCCCGUGCGUACGCCACUGCCACACACACCUGCCACAGUCACCAAUACUAUACAAUACAAGUUCGAGCCGCACGACAACUGGCUGCCGCCCUGCCACCGCGCGCCGCACACGCUGCACCGCAAGCCCGUUAGUACGCCACUGCCACACACACCUGCCACACUCACCACUACUAUACAAUACAACCGCACGACAACUGGCUGCGCGCCUGCCACCGCGCGCCGCACACGCUGCACCGCAAGCCCGUGCGUACGCCACCCUGCCACACACACCUGCCACACUCACCACUACUAUAAAAUACAAGUUCGAGCCGCACGACAACUGGCUGCUGCCCUGCCACCUCGCGCCGCAUACGUUGCACCGCAAGCCCGUGCGUACGCCACUGCCACACUCACCACUACUAUACAAUACAAAUUCGAGCCGCACGACAACUGGCUGCCGCCCUGCCGUCGCGCGCCGCAUACCCUGCACCGCAAGCCCGUACGUACGCGACUGCCACACACACCUGCCACACCACCACUACUAUACAAUACAAGUGCGAGCCGCACGACAACUGGCUGCCGCCCUGACACCGCGCGCCGCACACGCUGCACCGCAAGCCCGUGCAUACGCCACUGCCACACUCACCACUACUAUACAAUACAAGUUCGAGCCGCACGGCAACUGGCUGCCGCCCUGCCACCGCGCGCCGCACACGCUCCGCACCGCAAGCCCGUGCGUACGCCACUGCCACACACACCUGCCACAGUCACCAAUACUAUACAAUACAAGUUCGAGCCGCACGACAACUGGCUGCCGCCCUGCCACCGCGCGCCGCACACGCUGCACCGCAAGCCCGUGCGUACGCCACUGCCACACACACCUGCCACAGUCACCAAUACUAUACAAUACAAGUUCGAGACGCACGACAACUGGCUGCCGCCCUGA